AUGGCUGGGGACUCUUCCUCUUUGUCUGAAGAGCCGCUCUUACAACUGCUACCCUUAGACCCUCGAGACCGGGGUACUCAGCGAUGCCGCCUUGGCCCAGCCGCACUCCGUGCCUUGGGUGCGCACUUGGGCUCGGCCGUGAAGAUCUCGCUGCCGGAUGGCGGCUCCUGCCUCUGCACCGCCUGGCCGAGGAGAGACGGUGCUGAUGGCUUUGUGCAGUUGGACCUGCAGUGCGCGAGCCCCGGAGCAGCGGUGGGGGUGCCCAGGUCCCGGAAGACCCUCAGCCUGAGCCGCUUGAGCGUGGUGCCCUGCCCGCCCCUUCGGCGCCUCACAGUGUGGCCAGUGCUGCGGGAGCAGACGGGCGCGCCCAGGGUCUUGAAUCAGGACGAGGUGUUGGAGGCAGCGCAAGAGCUGCUGCGGAACCGGCCCGUCUCUCGGGGCCACGUGGUUGCCGCUCCGCCGGGUGCUCCGGGCCCCGUGGCCUCCCUGCACAUAGUCAGCGGAUCACCCAACGUGGAUUCGGCGGGGUUGGUCACCCCUCGCACCUGCAUUGUGCUUAGCGGGACCCCACCGUCGGAAGUGGAGCGGCGGCCCGAGGUGCCCCUGGGCGGCCUCUCGGAAGCAGCCGACUCACUGCGGGAGCUCCUCUACCUGCCGCUCCGCUACCCUCGGGCCCUGGCUGCUCUGGGACUAGCCGUGCCCCGCGGAGUGCUGCUGGCCGGCCCCCCUGGAGUCGGGAAGACGCAGCUGGUUCGGGCGGUGGCCCAGGAGGUGGGCGCGGAGCUGCUGGCCGUAAGCGGCCCCGCGCUGCAGGGCGCCCGGCCUGGGGAGACCGAGGAGAACGUGCGGCGGGUGUUCCAGCGCGCGCAGGAGCUGGCCAGCCGCGGGCCCAGCCUCCUCUUCCUGGACGAGGUGGACGCCCUGUGCCCCAAACGGGGCGGCCCGUACCAAGCCCCCGAGAGCCGAGUGGUGGCGCAGGUGUUGACGCUGCUGGACGGCGCCACUGGGGACCGCGAGGUGGUGGUUGUGGGAGCCACCAAUCGUCCGGAUGCACUAGACCCAGCGCUGCGGAGACCAGGGAGGUUUGACCGAGAGGUUGUUAUUGGGACUCCCACACUUAAACAAAGAAAGGCAAUUCUGCAAGUGAUUACCUCAAAGAUGCCUGUCUCCAGGCUUGUUGAUUUGGGGCUCCUUGCAGAAAUGACAGUUGGCUAUGUUGGUGCAGACUUGACAGCACUCUGUAGAGAGGCAGCCCUGCACGCUAUGCUUCGCAGUGAAGAGAAUCAGUACAACUCUGUGAUUGAUGAAACAGACUUCCUUGAAGCUUUUAAAAAGAUUCAACCUUCAUCAUUUCGAAGUGCCAUUGGAUUGAUAGAUAUUAAGCCUGUUGACUGGGAGCAGAUUGGUGGCCUUGAUGAUGUAAAAUUGAAGCUAAAACAGAGUGUUGAAUGGCCUCUGAAAUUUCCCCAAGAAUUUGUCAGGAUGGGUCUCACACAGCCAAAGGGGGUGCUCCUGUAUGGCCCUCCGGGGUGUGCUAAAACAACCCUCGUGAGGGCUCUGGCCACAAGCUGCCACUGCUCUUUCGUGUCAGUGAGCGGAGCUGAUCUCUUCUCACCUUUUGUUGGAGAUUCAGAAAAAGUGUUGUCUGAGAGCAGCUGA
Molecule: messenger RNA, 1659 nt
Organism: Elephantulus edwardii (Cape elephant shrew)
Lineage: Eukaryota; Metazoa; Chordata; Mammalia; Macroscelidea; Macroscelididae
Gene: AFG2B
Product: spermatogenesis associated 5-like 1
Exons: 5
Coding region: 1-1659 (552 amino acids)
Molecular function (GO): ATP hydrolysis activity; ATP binding
Source: RefSeq, a predicted model, not a curated record